Molecule: messenger RNA, 4152 nt
Organism: Lolium perenne
Lineage: Eukaryota; Viridiplantae; Streptophyta; Magnoliopsida; Poales; Poaceae
Source: RefSeq, a predicted model, not a curated record
GCCGAGCCCGACUCGCCGACUCUAAUGGAAGCUAACACCAGCGGAAAUGAGAAUGCUUGAGAAAGCGCAGUUCAUCUUGUAGGAAGACACGAAAGAGGGCCGGCAGCGGCCGAGACGGUGGAAUGCCUGGUCGGCGGCGGCCGAGGCGGGGGCGGGUUACCCAACCUGGUAAUCCGUCGACGGCAGAUGGGGGCAGAGGGUGUGGCGAGGGAGGAAGCUCGGGUCAGUCUGUCGGGGCGGAUGACUAUGUGCCUGAUGUGAAACAUCGCGCUGGAGCAGAUGAUGGACAGGCAAGAACAGUGGUGAUGGCGGAGAAGGAAGAUCAGGUUCCUGCUGACAGUAAUGGACGGGAUGGUGCUGCUGAAAGUAACAACGACCAAGCUCUGGUUGCUCCAAAAGGAAGAUGCUUUGGAGAUGAAGAUGCUCCUAGCAAAUUUUCACUUUUGCAACAUGAUGUGAAUGACCGCCCAUGUGUAUGUGAUUCUGGAGCAAUUGAUGGACUGACAUUUGCGGAGGAGAAGGAAAGUCAGGUGGCUGCUGAUGGAGGAAGAGGUAGUGCCGGAGGAAACACUGGUGAAGUUGUGAUGAGGAAAGAUGAAUGCUUUCUAGUGGAUGCUAUCAUGAAUUGGAGAAUGGAGGAUGUUGUGAAUUCUGAUCUAUUCAAGGAUAAUGUUCAUCAAAUACCUCUUACCUUUACGUCAGUUCAACAAUACCUAGAAAUUCACAAUAGUCUAUUGCUUGAAGAGACCCGGGCAAACAUACAGCUUGGAUUAUUUGAUCUUGCAAAAGGACCAACUUAUCAUGCUCUUUCGGUAUCACCAACUUCUGAUCCAUGUGUGUUCUUCAUUGACAUUGAUCUCAACAUACCUACUGAUUGCUUCCAUAUAGCAGAAGAUGGGGAUUUAUUCCUUCUGACAACUCAGCCCCACGGGGAAUUCGAUCACACAUCAGUUUGUUUUGCGGUUGCCAUUGAAGUUGGCCGCUAUUCUUGUUUCCAAAGAGGUUUUCGAGUUUUAGUCUCCAAAUAUCACAAAGAUUUUAAUCUCCGAGCAACAAAGUAUGUUAGUUUCUUAACUAACAUAAUGGGUGGCAUUACUCUCUCGAAAGCGAUGACAUCUGUUGAGCGUCGAGGUUCUUCUGCCGUCGAGUCAAUCCUUUGGAUCGAUGAAAAGGCCAAAACGAAAAUCUGCAGUUGUGGUGAAUUGCCAAUUGCUGAAUUUUCUCCUCCAAAUAAAUUCAGUGAUGAGCAAAUAAAUGCUCUGAAGUGCAUUCUUUCAAAACUCAGGUGUCCGCACAUCAAUGCCCCUGAAGUUUUAUGGGGCCCUCCUGGUUCUGGCAAGACAGAGAUAGCUGCUACGAUGCUCCAUUCUUUGGUUGAAUGGAAAUUUAGAGUUCUUGUCUGUGUUCCAAGUGAGAAGCAUAUUAUUAGGUUUCUUCAUAAGUUCGAAACUCUUUUCCCUUCAUUCAACCUCAGCGAUAUGCUUGUGCUCAAUGAUAUGAAUGGCGUGGAAAAAAGCAACAGUUUUGCUAAUUUGAGCUUAGAAACCCGAGUUCAGGAGCUCUAUUGCUGCACAUAUACGUGGAGGAGCUGGAUUAAGGAGUUAUCUUUUGUGCUAGAAAUGAAACCCUACUGCCAGGAUAGCUGUUAUCAUGAGGGACGCAUAUGUAAGGCAAAAAACCUAAUGGUCUUCUGCUUGGAAUCUUUUAGGCAAAAGAUUUCUGCGCUCAUAUUAGAUGUCAGAAAAUGUUCAAAAGAUUUGAUUAGGAGUCUUUCAGGGAAGUGCCUAUUGGACAAUGAUGUUGCAAACAUAAAAAAUUUGAUGACUGAGCUAUCACAGCUCAAGAAUCUUAUAUUGAAUGACAGUCUAACCAGCUCUGAUGUGCACUGGGCGUUUGAGUUUUCUUCCUCUUUACAUUUGGCAGAGGUUGCAAAUAGGGACAUUGCAGAAUUAAUGAAUGCAAAACGAAUGAGUUGUCUUAAAUUAAUGGACAUACUCAUCAACUCAUUUGAGUUUCCUAUGUUAGAAGACAGAAACAAACUGGAAGAUUUCUAUCUUGGACACUCCCGUAUCAUCAUCUGCACUCCUUCCUGUUCCAGUCGCCUCAUACACCUGAAGUUAACUCUAUUUGAUACUUUGUUAGUUGAUGAUGCCUCACAGAUAAAGGAAGCUGACCUACUUAUUCCACUAUCUAUGACAACCAAGCAUGUCUUUUUGUUGGGGGAUCAUUUAGAUUUACAGGCUACGGUGAAAAGUGAGGUUUGUAAAAAAGCGGGCUAUGAUUCCAGCCUUUUUAAACGCCUGCUAAAUUUAUCUUGUGACAAGAUGAUGCUUACCGAGCAAUAUGUGAUGCACCCUUCUAUUAGCCUAUUCGUGCGUAGCCAUUUCUAUGAGGGUAAAGUGGAGGAUGCCGGUAAUGUUCAUUCUCAUGACUAUAAUAAGCAGUUGGUGGAUGAAAAGCUCCCUCCUUAUUGUUUCUUUGACAUCAUGGAUGUGGAUGAGCUGAAAGUGAAGGGAAAAAGUUUUGUCGAGUCUUCUGUUAUAAUCUCCUUGCUCCAGAGCCUCUGCAAAGGUCUGAAAAGUGAAAUUGGGAAGCUCAGUGUUGCUGUACUAUGUCUAUGUAGCAGCCGAAUUGAUACAAUUAAGAACCGAUUGGGCACUACAUAUGCAAGUCAUGAUAGAAUUGAUCUAGAAGUUAAUACACUAGAUAAUGCAAAUGAAAGUUGGUAUGACAUAGUAAUCUUGUCAUCAGUUUUCGAUACUAAAUCAGAGCUUCCUGAGGGCAACAGAAUAAACACAGCCCUUACAAAAUCAAGGCACUGCCUUUGGAUUAUUUGUGAAGGUGCUAAUCUGCUUGAUAGUGGAGGCACAUGGGAAAUUAUUUAUAAAAAUGCAAAUGAACGGGGUACUUGUGCAAAAUUGACCAGCAACAGGAUUUCUAGAGCCAUGAAGAUGUUAGAACUGAAUGAUCAGAAAAGAGCCACUACUACUAAUUCUUCAUUUACAGGAAACAUUAUGCAGAAGCCAGGGAAAGAAUGGACAUGGAACGGAAGACCCAACAAUGGCAAAGACAUUUUGGGUUCCCUUCGAGAUCAAAAGAACGCUCGUGAUACAUGUACGCUGCAGACUACCUUAACAACAACCGAAUCGUUACACAAAUUUCAGUGUUCGUGCUUGGAUCCGCCACAGGAUUUCCCAUGGGAGCUGUGUUUUAACGACCUGAAUAGUAAAUAUGAGAAGGCUGCAGCCAAAAAAUUGCAUCUGAAGAGAUAGGCAAGAAAAGAGGCAAAUACCGACAAGAGACUGCAUUUGAAAUUGCAAAAACCAAGGGCAUCAUUGGCAGAGUCAAAUCCGAGACAGAGGAGCAGGAGCGGGAGUGCCUGUUCAAGCUGGAGUCGUACGAGCGGGUGGACGAAACUCUGACAGCAGAGGAGGCAGAGGAGCUGGUGGAGGCGGGGAGCAUCAUGGCCUGCAACUUCCGGCUAACCCGCAACUACUUCCGGCUGAGGCCUGGCGACGUGUACGUGUACGACAGUCGCUUCCCGUACAUCCACCCCAUCUCCGGCCUGCCGGUCUCGCACGCCGCCAUGGUGAUCGGGCACGGUGGGCAGCAGCAGCCGCCGCCGGCGAAGGGCCCGGUCCGCCACGUCCACAUCCAGAACAGCGAAGGUAUUGUUCUUGGCAUGACCUGGCCGCGGCAAGAGUUCAGUACAUUGAAGGGCAGAUAAUUCAAUCCCCCCCCCCCCCCCCCGUCCAAUAUAUAUUACAGAACGCAGAAAUUUUUUUGGCAGCUAAUGGGUACGUGAUUUGUGAUGAACAGGCACAGGUGGAAGACAGCAGAGAGCACAGAAAAAACUAGACAAAAGCCGGCGCACGUUGGUCGCUGUGUGGAGAAAGAUAUCGGUAGUAUUUGUCACGAGGAGUGGAGUGUGAUGAAGGUUUCCUCAAGACUCUUAUUGUGAUACAGAAAACCAUCGGUCAAUGCGUUCUUCCGUAGCAAUACACCAUCUCACUACUAGUCUUGGUGUAAGUUGCUCUAGUAUUCCAUCUGCCACCAUCACAAUGUUUGAUGCAGCAGCCAGAGGGAGGAAUGCACGCAUGUAUUACUACCCCAGUUUUCUCAAAAAUAAUCUUAAGUUGGUUGGUUACUGUA